This is a messenger RNA of Anisakis simplex (herring worm), 390 nucleotides long. Lineage: Eukaryota; Metazoa; Nematoda; Chromadorea; Rhabditida; Anisakidae. The record is from the annotation of a GenBank genome assembly.
AUGCUUGAAGAAGGAACUUCAACGUCGAAAUCGACAUGGAAUCAGAAUCAAGGAUGUUCAAAGCAAUUUUGCGGUGGAUUAGUGGCGGGUUCAUCGGACUCGACGACGGAUUGUUUUGGUCAAUCGGCGGAUCUGGACGGAUUGGGAUGCGGUUCGGAAUGUUGUGGAUCGAUUUUGGGUGAUCGAACGUUAGAUUCGGGGCAAUAUCGGCGGAGAAACGUGACGGCAACGGCAGUAACGCCAGGUUUUUGCGGAAGUCACAAACGUUUGGCGAAAUCGGAUUGGAGUUGCAGUGGCAAUUGCAGACAGAUGAAACAACGUGGCUGUGGUUGUAGUCGUGGCAGUGGUUUGGUGCGGAGAAUUUGGAAUUCACAAAAUCAUUUUGGGCUG